AUCUGCACAUCCGGUCACAUAUGGAUUAUGAAACGCUCCAUGUUUAGAGAACCAGAAAACUAAAACAUGACGUAUCGACCGAAACAACGUAGAGACAAAGUUUGGUACGAUGUCGAGUCAUUAACAGUAAUUUGUAAUAGCUAUAUCCUGUGCUUCCAAAAUAUUUGGUAUAACAUUCUCCUAUUCGCAACGCCAUUUACCUGCUUUCAAGACGCUUGGAUUCCGAUUCCGCGCGACCAAUUUGUUGUGCGCGUUCACAAAUCCACGCUCCCGAGAAAAACAUACCACCUGACCCCGUAAAGGCCAAUCAAAUUGUGGGGAGCAGGCGCGUUCCCGAUAGCUGCGAAGGAGACUAGGAGAGGUGGAAAGGUGCUUAUCUUUAUAAAUUUGUUGCCUCCUCGCAUCUAAAUAUCGUCACUCAGCGACAUGUCUGAGGAGAAGCCAAAGGAGGGUGUGAAGACCGAGAAUGACCACAUCAAUCUGAAGGUGGCCGGCCAAGAUGGAUCAGUGGUCCAGUUCAAAAUUAAACGGCACACCCCCCUCAGCAAACUAAUGAAAGCUUACUGCGAAAGGCAGGGUUUGUCAAUUAGGCAGAUUAGGUUUAGGUUUGACGGGCAGCCAAUCAAUGAGACGGACACACCUGCACAGCUGGAAAUGGAGGACGAGGACACUAUUGAUGUAUUUCAACAACAGACUGGGGGCUUCUGCUAAAAGCAAGGCUGCCAUCCAGGAGAGCAUCCACUCAACUUUUAUUUUAUUAUUAUUAUUAUUGUUAUUGUUAUUAUAUAUUUUCCCUUCAAACCCUAUUUCAGCUUUGUUUUGCUUUGUAACCAGCCCUCUUCCUUCCCGUUGCCCUGCAACAAGUAUUGGGCACAGCAGUGUUGUAGGUGGCACCCAAGGGUCCUGAGAAUAUGGUUGGGCUGCUGCUGCCCUGUGUGUGGAUGUUGCCCACCGGAAUCAAAGCCACAUUCAUGCACAAGCUUCCUGCUGGAGAUCUAAUCCUGGGUGGAAGGAGGUGACGGUUCAGGUUGAGUCAGGUCUGUGGGGAUGCUCGUAUGCCCGAUUGCAGCAUCUCCGGUGAGAUGGGAGACUCCCAUGUGCCUGCUGUUGUUUUGGGUGCAUUUUCCGAGAGCGUCCAGCCCUUGGACGUCCACCGUAUAGCGCAAGAUGUUUUUUUUUUUUUUUUUUUU
Messenger RNA from Brienomyrus brachyistius, 1190 nucleotides. Its product is annotated as small ubiquitin-related modifier 3-like. The transcript has 4 exons. Gene Ontology annotation, cellular component: nucleus. Gene Ontology annotation, biological process: protein sumoylation. Gene Ontology annotation, molecular function: ubiquitin-like protein ligase binding; protein tag activity. Lineage: Eukaryota; Metazoa; Chordata; Actinopteri; Osteoglossiformes; Mormyridae. The coding region runs from base 427 to 711 and encodes 94 amino acids. The record is from RefSeq and is a predicted model, not a curated record.